AUAUAUUUAUCACUUGAAUUCUUUUCUUGUGCUGCCAUAUAUCCAAAAACUUUAUUAAAAAAAAUGAAAUACAAUGAGAUAUAUCAUUUUAGCCAUCCUCAACACAAGCUAAGAUUUGAAUACUCAGAAUUUCCAUUCAAAUGUGAUGGUUGUAAGGAAGUAGGCAUAGGGUCUCGUUACAAAUGCACAACUUGUGACUAUGAUCUCCAUAUGCAUUGUGCAAUUCCUUCUGCUUCAAUUACUCAUCCUUUUUACAAAAAAUGCUCUUUUCAGUUCCUCUCUCGUCCUCCGGGAAGCGUGCCGCGCUACUGCAACGCUUGUGAGAAGGAUAUUACUGGAUUUUUAUACCAUUGUAAUUCUUGUGGAUUUGAUCUUCAUCCAUGUUGUGCAAAGCUUCCUAUGGUUCUUGAUGAUGGAGAAGUAAAGCUUUACUUGUAUAGAAAGGUAAGUGCAUCAUGCCACAGAUGCGGGAGGAAAGGAAGAAGUUGGAGUUAUAGAUCAACAUGCAAGAAAUACAAUUUGCACGUAGCAUGUGUCAAAGAGAUGCUUGUGGAUAGUUGGCAUGAGAUCUACUUUGGUCGUGCCAAUAAUAAUAAUACUUAUAAUAAUAGUAGUAAUAAUUGUAGAAAACUGGAGAAUAGGAUCCCAAGUCUCAAAGGAACACUUCAAACUCAUCAUCGAAAAAGCAAAGGCAAAGUUCAGAAAUGUUGUGAGAUGGCUGGUUUAGCUCUGCAGUUUAUUAUAUCUGCAGUUCUUGGAGAUCCUACUACUCUUAUUGCUGGGGUCGUUGGUUCAUUAAUGUCAAAAUAAAUGCAAAAUUAAACCAGCUUAAUUAGUUGGAUUUUAAUUUCUGGUGAAGAUGGGAGAUCUCUCUAGAGUGAGAGACUUGAUUAAAGACCUAAUCAAAGAAGUUGGACUAAUAAUAGUUAUGAUGUGGAAAAGAUGGUGGAGGUUAGGAUGGGGAUAUUGAACCACUAAUGUAGAAAUUUAUGUAUUUAUGAUACAUGCAUAUUUUCUGA
Messenger RNA from Nicotiana attenuata, 1019 nucleotides. RefSeq lists its product as uncharacterized. The transcript is spliced from 2 exons. Bases 64 to 810 code for a protein of 248 amino acids. Gene Ontology annotation, molecular function: zinc ion binding. The record is from RefSeq and is a predicted model, not a curated record. Lineage: Eukaryota; Viridiplantae; Streptophyta; Magnoliopsida; Solanales; Solanaceae.